Drosophila navojoa is the source of this 3821-nucleotide messenger RNA. RefSeq lists its product as uncharacterized. The record is from RefSeq and is a predicted model, not a curated record. NCBI's taxonomy places the organism in Eukaryota, Metazoa, Arthropoda, Insecta, Diptera, Drosophilidae.
UUCGUGGUGAGCGGACGUGUUUUUUUUUAUUAUUGUUGGUUUUGUUGCUUCUGCCCAAGUACUCGACGUUUGAGUACACCGCUUAGUGCGCGUCGUAGAUUGUGUUUAUUGUUGUGAGUACUGCAAGCUGUUGUUGUUGUUGUUGUCGUCGUUUUGGUAAUUGCCUGCCAUACAAACACACACACACAAACACGCAGCUAAGUCAGUCAUGAAUUGGAAUCGGUGCGCGCGGUCGUGUGUGUGACGGUUUGUUGUAUCUGCAACUGCAUCUGUAUUGUUGUACCAACGUAUAUUUUCGUUACGAUAGAAGAAAUUUCCCAUAGCAUAGAGGCGUUAUGAAAACGCCUAGCGAUUGAUACAGCCAAAGGAAUAUAAAUUGCAAAAUUUCUUGCUUGCUGGGACUUUGGCAACAAUCUCAAUGGUGGGCGGAUACACACGAGUGACUUCCAACUAUCUUCCACUCCAAAUCCCUUCGUACUCCCCAGCCCUGUCCCCCCUAGACGAGCGCUACGGCCUAAGAUGUCUGACACAGUUGCCAGCGAGCGUAACGCCCCGGCAAAUGGAACUUUAAGCGAUACGAUUGAGUCUAUUGAGGAUGCCCAGCUGUUGCUUGAUUCGAAAUCGAAUUCGAAAUCGAAGCUAUUCAGCGAUUAUAUAGUCCAGGAGGAGCCAUUGAAGAUUGUGGAGCCGAGCGAUACGCUGGAGAAGAGUGUGCAGGAGAAGGAUAAGGAUAAGGAGAAGGUGAAGAAGUGUGUCACAUUCAAUCCGAACGAUGAGAAGAUACGCAAGUUUACCACGGGCGAGCCCAUUAUCGAUCAGCAGAAUCCCUUCAAGAAUGGCCUCAUAGACAGCAGUGGCAAGAAGAAGACGCCGCCGCCGGUGCCCACCAAACGAUCCACGCUGAGUGUGAGAAAGACGGUGACGCAACAGUUGCGUGAACGUGAACGCGAAAAGGAGAAGGAACGCGAGAAGCUCAAGGAGCGCGAGCUCGAGGAGAAGUCCCUGAAGGACAAGGAGCGCGAACAGCUCAAGAACGAGGCGAACAACCGCAAGAAGGCUGAGCUCGUGGGCGACGAUUUCAUCACCACCGAGGAGGUACUUAAGCAAUCGAAGUAUGUGAAGACCUAUAUCAAGAAUCCGGAUGCGUAUUUCGUCUAUGAUCCCACGGUGCUGGCGCGUCUGAAAUUCGAGGAACUGCGCGAGAUAUCGGGCAAGCCGCCCAAGCGUAAACAGGCCUGGACGAACGGGCAGCAGGCGGCGCAUCGGCCCAGGGAGGCGAAGACGCCGGCAACGAAGCUAGCGAAGCAGCAGGAGGCUAACGGUAAACCGAAAACGGCCACGUUCAAGAAGUGCUCCAAGCCCAACUAUCCGGAAUUGGCCAAUCUGAAAAUCCGCACGGGCACCGACACCAACGGCGUCUACUUCAAUCCCGCCGAGGUGACCAAGAAUGCCAAGAAGUUCGACGAGCGCGUGAAGAAGCUACAAAUCAGUUCCGACGACGAUCUGGACGAGAUCGACGGCCCCUUGACCAAGAGCGAGUCCAGCGACGAGCUGAAUCAACCGAGUGCCGAGGACGAUCCAGCCACGAUGACCACGAAUACAAAUGGCAAGGCGAAUGGCAGUGGAAAUGAAAAUGAAAAUGAAAAUGGGAAUGCCAAUGGACACGCUCCGGGCACCUUCACCAACACCAUCAGCUCCGAGGAGUUCCAGGCGUAUCUGGAGCGCAAGGGCCUGGCGCUGAUGCCCAAGCGGGAGAUCAACAGUCCAACGCCCACGACGACGCCCAAGUCGACGCCGGCAGUGACGCCGACGGUGACGCCAACGCGUGCUACGGCCGAGGAGCGGCGUCAGCAGGUGGCCGAAUCCUUGGCAGCAUUGCGCAAGAGCAAUACCAAAAAGCUGUCCGUGCUGCAGCGCCUCUCCAACAGUCUCUUUGCCCCGCGCCGCAAGACCACGCCCAAGGCCGUGCUGCCGGCACCGCGCAGCGUCUACGGCGACGCUGCGGAGCAGAAGCAACUGAAGACGCCCGCUGAGAUGCGACGCAUCCUGCUCGAGAACCAGCCGAAUGGCCAGUUGAGGCAGGAGCUGAGGCAGCCCCAACCACAGCCACAGCCACGCUCCAAGCCCACGCUGGAGGCCCGGCUGGAGCCGGUGCCGUUCCAGCGCAGCACCGUGGAGCGUCAGAGUCUUAUCCCGCGCCGCGUCUCGCCGCCGGAGAACAAUCUGAGUCGCUUCACGCGCUCCGCCUCCAUGGACCGCAAUCAGAUCAAGCUGCACGGCCAGCGCACCCUGAGCCGGCUGGAGAGCGUGGGCCAGCGCCGUUCCGUGGCCUCCAACGAGGAGCGCAGCAGCAACAGCAACAGCAAUGGCAAUGCCCGCAGCAACAGUUGCAGCUAUCCCAUUGCCACAUCGACGCCAGUGCGCAAGGCUCUGGAGACGCAGUCGAGCAAUCAGAAUGAGUGGGAGCAGCUGAGGGCGAUCAAGGAGGUAACCGAUAGACAGCUCUACAACAAGGUUAUUCAGCAGCAGCAGCAGCAACAGCAACAGCAACAGUUGCAGCGCCAGCGCCAACGCCAGAGCGAGGAGAACAUUUAUGAGCAUCUGCAGUCGCAGCAGCUGGCGGCGCCGGCGGCUUUUGUGCGCGGCUCCGUGCAGCGCAAUACCUACGCUGGCGUCAGUGGACGCAAUCGCCAAAUGCUGCAACAGCAACAGCAGCAACAGCAACAACAGCAGCAGCAGCAACAGUUGCCCGCGCGCUGCCAGAGCGUGCUGGACGAGCUGAUAAGUCCGCCGGAGCGGGGCAUGCGGCGCGGCUACGAGAGUGAGAACGAGAACGAGACGCCAGUGGUGCUGCGACGCAAGGAGUCCAAUGCCGGGCGACGCAUCGGCGGCCUGUUGACGCGCGACGAGAUCCUGGAGAAGGUGAAGGAGUUCUGCCGCAAGUCCAUCAAUCGUACGCCAGCGCCGGCGGCCAAAAUGCAGCCCAUCUAUGAGCGUCACAAUGGCCAGCAACAGCAUCCGGCGGACAUUUCGCCCGUGUCGUAUGCCUCCGUGGAGACGCACAAGCGUCCCGCCUCCCAGCUGAGUCUGGCGCGGCCCCAAGUGCCGCUGCGUGUCCAGAGUCUGCCGCGCUCCAGCUACGCCGCCGCCGCCUCGCCCAUCUAUGCGCACGUGAACAAGCGCAACAGCCUCCUGUCCAACGAGUCCGAGCAGUACGUGUCCAAUCAGCAGCUGCUGCAGCGCCAAUCGCUGGUCACGCUGACGCCCACGGAGUAUGUGCUCAUCCAGACGGAGGAUGGGCUGCAGGCGGCCAAGCUGAUCACGGACUAUCAGCACAAUAGCAACUUGUAUAUGCAGCCGCAGUAUAUACGGGCGAGUCCACAGGGCUACGUGCGCAUCGAAGAGCUGGCAAUGGCACAGCAGCAACAGUUGCAGCAGCAACAGCAACAGCAGCAGCAGCAACAGUUGCAGCAACAACAGCAACAGCAUGGCCGUGCCACGCCCCUAAUCCUUGAUCGUGCCGGACAGCAGACAAGCCAAAUAUAUUGGACGCCGCAGCAUCAGCGGCUGCAGCAGACGCAUCAAGCAAAUCAAGUGAAUCAGCUGACGCUGCAGAAGACACCGCGCAUGUAUCCAGUACCGGCGCCCAGGCUGCACAUGCCACAGGGCUAUGUCCUGGCGAAUGGCCAGGCAUAUGCAACAGUUAUGCCGGCGCCAAGAAAUCAGUCGAACAGGCAGCAGUCGGUCAGGAAUGCGUCCAAUUGGGAUUGCAGCUCGGAGGCGGGCGAGAUAAGGCGCAUACUAGAUAAAUCGUUGUAGGG